AUGGCUUCUUCGAACAAGGCAUCCGGUGGCAGUGUGGGCGACGAGGUCAUCACCUGCCCUACUCUUCGCUCCAAGCUCCAAGCCAGGGAGAGCCCCUUCCUGCGGGGCAACUACCAUGGAGGCGGGUUCACCUCCGACAACGACCGGGUCUUGCUCCAGUCUGUCUACUUUGCAGACCGGCACUCGGCUGGCAACAGGAGCCAGGAUCGGCUGGAGGCGCUGAGUGUGCAGAUGAAGAAGGCCUCCUUCAAGAAUGCCGCCAUUGACGAUGCCACCAGCGACCUUCUGCUGUCCGUACCCAAGUAUGCCAUCCGGGCGGGGGCGCGCAAGCGCAUCUACUUUGACCCCAAGGAGACCCGCAUGGCCAUUGUCACCGCCGGCGCCAUCUGCCCCGGCCAGAAUGACAUCAUCCGCGCCAUCGUCACCAAGGCCUUUGACUACGGCGUGCCCGAGGGUCACAUCCUGGGCAUUCGCAAUGGCUUCCGCGGCUUCACCAAUCGCACCCGCCGCCCCAUGGUGCUGACCCACUCGAUGGUCAAGGAUUGCCACCUGGAGGGCGGCACGCUGCUGGGCACCUCCAACGACCCCGCUGACAUCCGGGAGAUCAUAAAGCGCCUGGACCUGUGGAAGAUCGACCAGCUGUUCGUCAUCGGCGGCACGGGCGGCAACGCGGCGGCCUACGCCAUCCAGCGCGAGUGCGAGCGCUGCAACGUGCCCACCGCGGUGGUGGGCGUGCCCAAGUCCAUCGACAACGACAUGCUGCUCUUCGACAAGUGCUUUGGCUUCGACACCGCGGUGGAGGGCGCGCAGGCCGCGCUGAUGGCCGCCAAGGUGGAGGCGGCCUCGGGCUACCGCGGCAUCGGCAUCGUGAAGCUGAUGGGGCGGCGCUCCGGGUUCAUCGCCGUGCAGGCCUCGCUGGCCUCGGGCGUGGUGGACGCGGUGCUCAUCCCUGAGGUCCCCUUCCGCCUGGAGGGGGAGAAGGGGCUGCUGGCGUACGUCGAGAAGAUCAUGGCGCGCGACGGGCACGCCGUCAUCUGCGUGGCGGAGGCCGCUGCCCAGGACCUGAUGCACGGCGAGGGGCCGCGGCGGCUGGAUGCCGCGGGGAACCCCGUGCUGUCGGACGUGGGGCCCUGGCUGAAGGCCAAGUUCAAGGCCCACUUCCAGGACGCGGACAUCAAGUACAUCGACCCCUCCUGCCUCAUCCGCUCCAUCCCCGCCUCCUCCCAGGACAGGAUAUACUGCCGCAUGCUGGGCCACGGCGCCGUGCACGCCGCCUUCGCGGGGUACACGGGCGUGACCGUGGGUCUCAUCAACACCCACUACUGCUACAUCCCCAUCCCCAUGGUCAUCCAGGCGCCACGCACGGUUGACCCGCAUGGCGAGCUCUGGGCGCGCCUGCGCUCAGCCAUCGGCCAGCCAUCGUUUGUGGACGACGAGGAUGAGGAGUUCUGCCCCGAGUAA
Molecule: messenger RNA, 1461 nt
Organism: Auxenochlorella protothecoides
Lineage: Eukaryota; Viridiplantae; Chlorophyta; Trebouxiophyceae; Chlorellales; Chlorellaceae
Product: 6-phosphofructokinase 5, chloroplastic
Exons: 5
Coding region: 1-1461 (486 amino acids)
Biological process (GO): glycolytic process; fructose 6-phosphate metabolic process
Cellular component (GO): cytoplasm
Molecular function (GO): 6-phosphofructokinase activity
Source: RefSeq, a predicted model, not a curated record